This is a messenger RNA of Sinocyclocheilus grahami, 996 nucleotides long. RefSeq names its product proto-oncogene DBL-like. Bases 399 to 992 code for a protein of 197 amino acids. NCBI's taxonomy places the organism in Eukaryota, Metazoa, Chordata, Actinopteri, Cypriniformes, Cyprinidae. Gene Ontology annotation, molecular function: guanyl-nucleotide exchange factor activity. Gene Ontology annotation, biological process: dendrite development. Gene Ontology annotation, cellular component: cytoplasm. The transcript has 5 exons. The record is from RefSeq and is a predicted model, not a curated record.
GGUGAUGUAGCGCGACGUGGUGUGUAGGGCCGUUUACUGCCCGAGUGUGUAUCGACCUCUGUCCAUGGUGCUGGAUUUUAUAAUUCGUGUCCUCCCUACAAUGUAACGCUUGCAGUUUAAUCCAAUCAGGUCUGAUUCGAGCAAAUUGCACAAAACUGUGGUUUCGUACAUACAUUUUGUUCUGCGUUAGAGUGCCAUGUAAUUAUAGGUGUGACAGUAAUGAGCAGAUAAGUGCGGUCAAGGUGUCGUCGGGACUCGGCACUGCAGCAUCCGCUCUGCGGCUGCUCGCUGCUGCUGCUGCCGCUGCUCACAGUCCCGCAGACAAAGUCAGAGAGGGAGGGAAGUUGUGAGGCCAAGAAGUGGGUCUACAUCCCCACGAAAAGGGCAAAUUAGAAACAAUGGCGGAUGCUAAUCCACUCAGGGGACUGCCCCGGAUCCAGAGGGCUGCGAUGUCAUUCCCUGGACAUUUGCACUUAGUUCUAGUGCUGAGACCCAAAACCCACCUGCAGACCACUGGAACAGACCUCGGUUUCCGCUUCAGUCAGGACGACUUUGCACUCAAGAUGCCGAUGGUAAUGCUGAGCUCCCUGACAGACCUGCUUCGCUUCAUUGAUGAAAAUCAACUGAGCACUGAGUUUGGUGGUACGCUGGAGGAAUGCCAUAGUGACUGGAUAGUUCUGCAAACGGCCAUAGAGAGUUUUGCAGUGACUGUGAAGGGGAUUGCUCAGUUACUGCAGACAUUCGGCACAGAGCUGUCUGAGAUGGAGCUACCUGAUGAAGCCAGUGGCAUAGAGUACCUACUCAGAUCACACACUGAGAAAUACAGGCAGAUGAAGGAUGACAUUAGGUCAGUUAUGAGAGAAGGAUGCCAGCUUCUCUCAAACCUCGAGGCCUCAAAAGCUGUGGAAGGUGCUGCAGCAGAAGACAGAGACAUCAGCCAAGACAAAGAAAGAGUGCAGAGGUAUGUAGGCUAUUACUCAGCAGCAGAAUAAGCAC